Messenger RNA from Ostrinia furnacalis (Asian corn borer), 732 nucleotides. RefSeq lists its product as uncharacterized. Lineage: Eukaryota; Metazoa; Arthropoda; Insecta; Lepidoptera; Crambidae. Gene Ontology annotation, biological process: sensory perception of smell. The record is from RefSeq and is a predicted model, not a curated record. The transcript has 2 exons. Gene Ontology annotation, cellular component: membrane. The coding region runs from base 1 to 732 and encodes 243 amino acids. Gene Ontology annotation, molecular function: odorant binding; olfactory receptor activity.
AUGGACCUGCGCUACAUGAAGUUCCUGCGGCUGCUGCUGCGUAUGAUCGACUCCUGGCCGCACCAGCAGCUACGCGACAGCAAGCCCGUGCGCUUCCGAGACUCGCGCUUCCUCUUCAUAGAGGGCGCUGGCGUCGGCAUCGGCGGCCUGUUCUACGUCCGGAGCCACUACAAGGUGGUCCCCUUCCUGGAAAUUGGACAGACGUACUUGACUAUCUUUCUGAGCAUAGUCGCUACGGUGUAUCAACGUAUAAACAGACUCUGCUCAGUCUUUGUUGCUUUCGUCGCUGUAGAAGUAAUAAUAGGAAUAUUUCUGUUCAACUUAAUGCCCUUCCUCAAUAACUACAAAAAGGGCAUGUUCAAUCAGGAGCUGCCGGCCAACAAGGUGUUCGAGCAUUCCAUCAACUACUCCCUGCCAUACGUCAACUGCUACACCAACUUGAUCGGGUACAUUGUCAUGACGCUCAUCAAUAUAAUCUGCAGCUGUGACUGCGGCAUAUUUUUCAGCGGCGUUGACGUUUAUAUAGCUGUCAUCGUGUUCCACAUCUGGGGACACUUGAAAAUCCUCGACCAUCGUUUGAGAACCUUCCCGACGCCGGUGCAGAUGCGCGGCCACCAGCCUGGAGAGCCUGGAAAUGAUCUAAUGUAUACUAAGGAAGAAAAUAAGAAAGCUGCAGCUAUGCUUAAGGACAUCAUCGAGUAUCAUGGAAUGAUAAUGCGGUUAGUGUCCUAG